This is a messenger RNA of Theobroma cacao (cacao), 840 nucleotides long. The record is from RefSeq and is a predicted model, not a curated record. NCBI's taxonomy places the organism in Eukaryota, Viridiplantae, Streptophyta, Magnoliopsida, Malvales, Malvaceae.
AUGGACACAGCCUCAGAAAUCUGGACUGCACUAAAACAAAACUUUGCACAGCCUGAUGACACUAGGAUAUGCAAUUUGCAGUACACUAUUGGUAACAUAACACAAGGUUCACGACCAGUGGAUGCAUAUUUUAUUGAACUAAAAGGGGUAUGGGAGGAGUUAAGAAGUUUCAGACCCUUACCACACUGUGAUUGUGGAAAUUGCAAUCCAAAUUGCUUCAAGAAGUACUUUGAACAGUAUAAAAAAGACAUGGUUUUCAAGUUUUUAAAUGGCUUGAACGAAUCCUUUUCUACUGUGAGAUCCCAGAUAAUCCUCAUGGAUCCUAUUCCAGCUCUUGACAAAGUGUACAGUCUGGUUUUGAGGGAAGAAGCACAAAGAAACAUGCAUUUUCAAACACAGCCAACUCUUGAAACAGCUGCAAUGUAUAUUGCAGCAGAAAGGAAGAAGAAAGUUAAGAGGGACAUAAUUUGUAAUCAUUGUGGGAAGAAAGGGCAUGUGAAGGAGGAGUGCUACAGGCUGGUUGGAUUUUUAGAGGAUUUCAAAUUUACCAAAGGGAAGAACAAUGUCAAAAAAGGGAAGGCAGCUGUAAACAAUGUCUCUUCAGUCGCAGACUCAUCAGCUGGUGAAAGUCAAUUUGACAAUGAGGAAGAGUCUGGAGGGAAUUCAUCCAUGUCUCAGAUGUCCAUCAUCAAACAGCAAGUAAGGAGAUUAAUGGAGCUCUUAAGUGAGAAUGGUUUAACAGAUUCUAAUGGUAAGAACUUUUCAUCAAACACCUUGCAGACAAACCCUUCCUUGAUCAAUUUAGCUUUUGCAGGACACUCAUUCAUGGACAGUGACUAG